AUAAUAAAAAGUGAAUAAUUUAAAAUUAGUUGAAUUAAAUCUAGGGAUUUUUAUUUCCAAACAAUCAAACAUAACGUCUAAAAGGCGUGGCUGUCAUCAAUUUUAUCACAACCCAAACAAAAACAUGUUUAAUCUGGUUUUAUCGACGAUUUUAAUCUUAUCUUCACCAGUAUGGUCACAAAGAUCUCCUACGAUAUCAUAUAUAUCCCAAGAAGUAAUCGUGGAUAUAGGGGGUACGGCUCAAAUGCAAUGUUCAGUACAAUACGUGCAUGAAUACCCGGUGGUUUGGAUGAAAUUAGAUCAAAAUGGAGGAGGUCAAGGAGUUCCAAUUUCAACGGGGGCGACCCUAAUCGUUCAUGAUUCACGAUUUUCUCUCCGGCAUGAUCAAGGAAGCUCAACCUAUACGUUACAAAUUAAAGAUAUCCAAGAAACUGAUGCUGCUGUUUACCAGUGCCAAGUUAUUAUAUCUGUUAAUAACAAGAUUUCAGCGCCUGUUUCGUUAUCGGUGAGGAGGCCCCCGGUUAUUAGCGAUAACUCAACUCGAUCGGUGAUUGUUUCUGAAGGACAAUGUAAGUAUUUAAGUAAUUCUUUUUAUAUUUCAAGGAUUUAAUCUUUAUCUGUCAAA
Molecule: messenger RNA, 625 nt
Organism: Onthophagus taurus
Lineage: Eukaryota; Metazoa; Arthropoda; Insecta; Coleoptera; Scarabaeidae
Source: RefSeq, a predicted model, not a curated record